GCUGGUUUUCCUUUGAAAUAUUUUGAAGAAUAAGAUUGUUUUAACUGUAUAAAUAAAUUAAAUGCUUUUCUAAUUGCAGCUUUUCUGUGUGCGUCUCCCCAUGUUGAAUUGUUGUUUGUUAUAAUUGGGGAUUCUAAAUUCCUGUUUUAAUUUCAUGAAAGAAGGUUAGAGUAAAAAUAAGGAAUGAACAUCAGCAGGAGUCUGUGGAAUAAAGUACUAUUGCGGUUCAGUUUAUGUCAGGUUAAAAGCAUUUUUGGUAAUGAGAUUAGAAAAUUGUUGGUUGACUAAAAAUAUUAGAAAAUCAAAAUUGCCAGCGGUAUGAAUAACCUUUGUAUUAACAUUGUUAAAGAGUGUGUAGAUGCAUGACCUGCUGCCCUGUGUCUAUGUGAAUUCCUGUUUGGAUAAGCAACCGCCUUUAAAAAGGCACAUAGCCGCUGUACAAAUGAAGAGCAGAGUGAGCACAGUGCUCUGGUAUUUUAACUUUUCAAUUUUAGUUAAUUUUUCAAAAAUUUUUUUACACCUUAAAAGAGCAUAUACCUAUACAUUUUUGCAAGUUUUUUGGUCUCUAAGGGUGGGAUAAAUUGUCUUGCUAGGCAUACUAAUUUCACUUUACUGGAGGGAGAGACUUACUUCCCUACCUUCGAGAUGUCACAAAAGUAUCACAAGCCAAUUUUGUUGAUGAAUGAACCUUAUCUGACCUUCCUUGUGCUCUAUCCUUCUUUAACCAAUACAUAGGGGUUGGAGAUUAGGCCUCUCUAAAUAAACUUGACUGAAUCAUGUUUUCUAAGGUGUUAUGCUACACUACUAAGAUAGUCACCUGUGUUUAGAGUGACUGAUCUGAGCUGCUUGUCCUCAAUAAAAACACCUGUUUUCUGCAGCAUACAUCCCAUCUUUGUUUCCUUAUCAAAACUGUAGGUCAGAACACAGCUUUUUGUAAUCAGUUCAUCAUUUGACAGCCGAUAUCCCUGUAGUUUAGAUGGAUAAGGCAAGGCGAAGAUGUGGGAGUGUGAUGGCACGAAAUAACACCAGAAUGUGCACACAAAGUGAUUAAUGCCGGACAGGCAUAGAACUGCCACGUUCAUAUACUGAUCUUAUUUCCUCUCUUCUUCCUGGUUAGACAGGUGCAGUGGCUAAUCAUGCUGCCCAUGUGUGGGCGAGUAGAAGUAAGCUGGGACUGCAUCUCUCUCUGUUGACACCUCCGCAGAUUCAGCGUGAAGCUGAGAGAGAGAGAGCAACUCAGACAUGCAGACUGCACAAACGGAAAGAUGAGGACAGAGGGAGUUAGAGAGAAAGGAGCGAAAGAGGCUGAUAUAUUUGACCGUGUGGGUGUGUGAAGUCUCGAGGCAUGCAUCAUAAUCCUGGCUUCUUUUUCUCAGAGCAGCUGGACAAGGCACUACAUUAGCAAGCCAUUGGUGGUCUUUCAUAAGGUGCUGCCUCAUACUUUUGAGCAAUCAGAGUUGAGAGGAAAGACAGCGAGAACAUGGAAACUGCUUUGUUCUUGCUGCCUUGAGGACUUCGUUAAGGAAAAAUUCUGAAAAUAUGAUUUAAGUCAUGUCCAGAAAUGUUACAUGGGAGAUGUUGAAACAUCUACAUUAUAAGUAACCAAGAAAUCAAGUCAGGAAUUCAUCUGAGAUGGCUGUCAGCCCUAUUGCCAUCUUCCUCCUGACUUUGAUCAGUUGCGGCUCAUCCCAGCCUACUCCUCCUCCUCCCCGGGGAUGCAGCGUGGGCAUAGAACCCACCUACAGAGUGCUCUGCGACCUGGAGGCGGUCUGGGGUGUCGUACUGGAGGCAGUGGCCUGCUGUGGUGGCCUCGCUUCUUUGGUUCUUGCAGUGCUAAUGAUCGUCAAGAUGCGUGUGGUUUCUGACCCAGCCCGAAGGUCUGGUCUUGGUCCUCUGCUCCUGCUCUUGGGGACUCUUCUGGGAAUCUUCACUAUCUCUUUGGCUUUCCUGGUGGGGAAGACCCAGGUCCUCUGUGUGGUUCGCAGGGCCUUCUGGGGACCCCUCUUUGCUCUCUGCUUCUCCUGUUUACUCGUGCAAGGAGUGAGGCUCAGGAGGCUGGUGGCUGGAAAAUCAAGUCCAUCUGGGAGCACACUGGCAGCGCUUGGACUGGCAUUGGCUUUAGUUCAGGGGAUUAUCUCUGCUGAAUGGGUUCUGUUGACUGUGGUCAGAGAGGGUCACCCAGCAUGUGAGUACCCUCCUUUAGACUUUGCUCUGAUGUGUAGUUACACUCUAGGCCUGCUCCUAAUUGCCAUGGGCCUCUCUCUCGGAGUGGUGCUGUGUGGAGGAGAAUUUGGAGAAGAUGGAGGAGACAGCAGAGAAGAAGACAGAGAAGGAGAACACGAAAAGCGAAGAUGGAAAUGUAAUGCCGUCUGGGUCUUUCUGUCCAGUCUGGCUUCCGCAUUGCUUUGGGUGGCCUGGCUGGGGUUUUAUCUUUAUGGCAGCCAGGUGCUGAGGGGAAAAGGGAGCAGGGAAAGAGGAGGAAACAAAGAUUCAAAAGUAUUGGAUGAGCCUGCAUUGGCUGUCGCCUUGGUGAUUCAGGGCUGGAUCCUGCUGCUGUUCCACGCUAUUCCAGAGGCCCACCUGUGUCUCCAGAGCCCAACACAAUCUGACACACAAGAUUUUUUUGACACUAGUCGUGCAUCGCCUGCUCCUCAUUACGGAGAAGAACACCCUACGCAUUCUCACCAGUCCUUUCAAGAAAACCAAGCCUUUUCAAUGGAAGAGCACAGCGCAACUGUCCGAAGUGGAACAUACCACAGCAGCCAUGGCAGCAUGCGCCCAGGCAUCGCCUUCAGGGGCCAUGUUUACCAACCAACUGAGAUGGCUUUGGUCAUGAACGGUGGGACGAUGCCUACAGCACCCAUUAACUACACUGGAAGACGUCUAUGGUAGAACAGAGGAGGACUUACAUGGGUUACAAUUUCUGAUGCUGAAGUGUUUCCCCGUUUCCUAAAAAGAAAAUGUAGAAGUGUUUUAUGUGUUUGUGCUAUUGCCAAUGUUUUCAAAUGAUGUUUUUGAAACAAGUAGAAUUAACUGUUUUGUCAUAGAAUUUGGCAGAAGGACAAAUCAUUAAGAGCAGGAAAAGAGAAAAGACAAUAGUUAAAUUAGAAGUACGUAAACAUGAAAAACCCUAUUUUUGAAUGAGAACUAGAGGACAUGUUGCAGUUUAGCAUGUCAAUAAAAGCAAAAUUUUAAUGUGGUGAAGUAAACCUCUUUAAGCAGCUCGAUACCAGUUUCCUAACAACUGGUUUCUGUGAAAAAAGAACGCUUACUUCGAUGAACUGCACUUUUGGUUAACUCAGCCUUGAGGACGUUGAUGUGAAUUACCAGCAGAGGCCUACAAAGCUUGUUUGCUGUAUUUCAUUGUUCUUAUAGUGACUUUCUCGCUAUGCUGGGACACUUUGGCACAUUUCUAUGAUACAACACUUGAAUUAUCACAUUCUUUUAUGAAGUAAAGAGAUGCCCCAUCUCAGUAAUGGUAUUGAAGUCCUUUGCUAUUAAGAAGCAUAUAGUAAAAGCCAUUUUAUACUGCAAUACUUACUGUAACGUGCACAGACAAUGAUCAGUACAAAGAUCCUGGUGGGAAUGUGAGAUUGAAGAUUGUUUCAGUCGCAUGUAAAGCACAACUAUGGGGGAUCAGUAUUUUAUCUCAAUGUUUUGAAUUUAUGGAUCCUUUUUGUUAUUUUAUAUAUGAAAUAAAAUUGUAUGUACUGUAUGUAUAGCAAAAGGAAGUACUAAUCACAGUUUUGAGGAAAAUGGACGAUUCUUCAUCAUAGAAAAAGGAUCAUACAAAUCAGUCUUGUACAUGUAAAAACAACGCAAACUGAAGGCUGCCUUAGAAAGAAAAAAACGACUGAGUACAUUUUUAUGACUUCAGAGUAUCUGCUGUAAUAAACCGACUGCAGUCUGUGGACCGUACAGUCAACCAGCUAAAUUAUUUUCCUAUCUUAUUAAUAGAUUCUAAAGAGUAUGCUAAUCAGUUUUAAAAGAAGGUUUGGAAGGUUUGUUGUCUGAUAUUUUCCUGAUAAUAAAAAAACUAUGCUUGUCUUUCCUCCCCUUGAUGCCAGAAUGUCACAGAACAUAACAAUUCCUAAUACUGCUGAUCCAUCUACUGCAUUCUCCUUUUUUCCUGAUAUUGUACUGACGUAUCUAUUCACAGUUCUUUAUUUUACUGUUUUUACAAGUUACACCAGACAGAUAUAAGGAAUCGUGCACAAGAAUCUUAACAGAUGCAUCUCUAUGAAUUUUUUUGAAAAAUGUAUUGUUACAGGUUAUGACUUACAGAUAAUAAAAAACUAAGAUCCAGUUUAUCAAAGAAAAAGUUUAAAUGAUGAAUAAGGCCAGUAAAGGAAUUUCAAUACAAAUUCCAGCCCACUGAAAGGUGAGUCCAUGUAACCUGCUGUAAAGUUUCCUGGCUGAUGUCUGUGUCGACUGGACUAACACCAGCAGAUGGCAUGGUAACUCAAAUAUUCACUGCCUGUUGAAG
Molecule: messenger RNA, 4486 nt
Organism: Cyprinodon variegatus (sheepshead minnow)
Lineage: Eukaryota; Metazoa; Chordata; Actinopteri; Cyprinodontiformes; Cyprinodontidae
Gene: gprc5bb
Product: G protein-coupled receptor, class C, group 5, member B
Exons: 4
Coding region: 1633-2892 (419 amino acids)
Biological process (GO): G protein-coupled receptor signaling pathway
Cellular component (GO): intracellular membrane-bounded organelle; signaling receptor complex; extracellular exosome
Molecular function (GO): protein kinase activator activity; G protein-coupled receptor activity; protein kinase binding
Source: RefSeq, a predicted model, not a curated record